Messenger RNA from Drosophila mojavensis, 1261 nucleotides. Its product is annotated as zinc finger protein 862-like. The record is from RefSeq and is a predicted model, not a curated record. Lineage: Eukaryota; Metazoa; Arthropoda; Insecta; Diptera; Drosophilidae. The transcript has 2 exons. Bases 281 to 1261 code for a protein of 326 amino acids.
CAGCUUUUUUCCCGUCAAAUCUGGCUUUAUUUGAAGUCCCAUUGCGGGAAAAAUUCGAAAACGGCGGGUUGCGGGAAUUCUGGCUUAAAAAAAAUUAAUUUAGCUCUAUUUUAGCUUUAUUUACUUUUCACGAUUUAUUUUGUUUUUUUAUCUUUCUCAACACUGAAAAUUAUGAAUACAAGUAUCGAUAUAUGAUUUUGUAUCAUACAAUCAAUCUAUCGAACUCAUUUCAUGGUUUAAGUAACAGCUGCUUGUGCUUUAAAGUUUACUGCGUUGAAAAAUGUCGAAGGUAUACAAACAAAGUGUUCGCGAUGUGUGGCUGCAGGCUGACGAGUUUAAGGAUUGGCUACGGAAAGAUCUAACAGAUUCGACCAGGGCGUACUGCAGCUACUGCAACUGCGGUCUGACUGCAAAGCUGUGUGACUUGCGUGCCCACGCAUCAACAAAAAAACACAAAGGUGCACUAAUUGGAUUUGCACAAAAAGAAAAAAUUGAUUUUGGGCAAACUCCAUCGAAAACCACGGAGCAAGAGGUAGCACUUUGCCUCUUUGUGGCAAAGCACACCUCAAUUGCUCCCAUAAACCACCUGGGCAGUCUCUGCCAAACAAAAUUUUCCGAUAGUAUUACCGCGUCGCGCAUUAAACUUCACCGUACUAAAUGUACAUAUAUAAUAAAAAACGUGUUAGCUCCUCAUUUUCGUGAGGAUCUCAGAAAUGAUAUUGGAAGCGCUAAAUUUAGUUUGAUUUUGGACGAAUCAACUGAUAUAAGAUGCACUAAGCUGCUCGGUGUUGUUAUUAAAUAUGUUUCUGUGGAGCGUGGAGUGAUGGUAUCAAUGUUCCUCAGUUUAAUUUCUUUAGAAAGUGGGGACUCGUUUUCUAUAGUUGAAGGAAUUAAACAAGAACUUAGGAACUGGAAUUUGGAUUUAGUCAAUUUAGUAGGCAACGGCACAGACAAUGCCAAUUUUAUGAAUGGCUCGAAUCAAAGCGUUUAUACGGAGAUGAAGAAGGUAGCGCCUUCGCUCCUUUUAAUUAAGUGUGUCUGCCAUUCAGUGCAGCUAGCGGUAAAUCAUGCCUGCAAGCACUGUUUCCCACAGGGGUUGGAAUACCUCAUAUAUGGGACAUAUAAUUGGUUCGCUAAAAGCUCAAGCCGUCAAAUUGCUUAUAAUAGAAUUUAUCAAUGUCUUAAUGAUGAGAAGGUAUAUAUAAAUAUAAAAAACCCCUCGUGUUUGUCUGUAAUACCCCUUUUGUAUUAUCACUUUUAA